AACCUACUUCCUCAAAGUAUAACACAACACCAAUUGACCCCUUACAAAACAAUGCCACACACAUCUCGCAAAAACCGCCCCACUGCCUCAACCCAAAAACGCACCCAAGUCACCGACGAUGACGGCUGGACCCACGUCACAUCCAGCAACAACGUCCGGCGCGUACUACGCGGGACCCGCACAAAGACUAGCAAUGAGCAGGACUCCAAUGCUCAGCCGAUAGUACAAGAUUCCUCCGAAACCAAUGCGCCAGAAGCCGAGCUAGUCCUCGGUCCCGCCGAAGCACCGGGACGAUUAACACUUGAAGAGCUGCAGGCGCAGUAUCAAGGGUAUCGUGAGAAGUGGAUAACCUCGGAGACGUGGACGCGAUUAGAGGCGCAACUCAAGGAGAGGAAUGUAUCUGUAUCUGCAUCUAUAGACGCUGUUGUAUGCGUUGGACUUGGUAGUCCGAGUGGAUUCCUGCGUGGAGGGUGGGUUGAUCGACGAGUUGUUUCUAUGUAUCAACUUGCGGCGUUGGAGAGUAUUGCGGAGUGGAUAUCGAAAACCACUACCUCAAUCCCAAUCUACGCCCAAGACCCAGUCUUCAACACUCUCGACAAAUCCCUCCUCGCAUCCCUAAACAUAACAGUCCUCACCCACCCCGCCGCCUUCACCCUCCUCACAAAGAAAACCCUGCUCUUUUGCCCGGGUGCUGAACGCAAACAUCUUGAGCAAUUACUCGUGUCCGAACCAUGUAUGGUGUUUGGGGGGCCGUUGGAGGAUACGAAUUCGGAUGUUAUUCAGGGGUUUGUGGGGAGGGUGGGGUCGGUGGUUUUGGGGCCGUUUGAGGGGUGUGAGCAUGCUUUUUGGAAGACGAGGGUUUAUUUUAGGGAGGAAGAAGAUGGGGAGAGGAAGGAGGGGGAGGGG
Penicillium subrubescens is the source of this 906-nucleotide messenger RNA. RefSeq names its product SRR1 family protein. The transcript has 2 exons. NCBI's taxonomy places the organism in Eukaryota, Fungi, Ascomycota, Eurotiomycetes, Eurotiales, Aspergillaceae. The annotation marks the transcript as partial. The record is from RefSeq and is a predicted model, not a curated record.